AUGCUCUCUACCAACGAAAUACUUCUUCCCAAAGGACGCAAGGACGAGGAUGAAUGCUUGAAAGCAGCAGCACUCCGAGAAACAUACGAGGAAACCGGUUACUCUGCAACCAUCUUACCACUAAAUACUCCCACACACGCUACCAACAGGACUGGCGAUGGAGAACAUGAGGAGCCCAUUGCAGUGACACAACGUGUCAAGAAUGGCGUCUUGAAGAUCAUCUUCUGGUAUGCCGCGAGGGUAAACUCGCAGGAGGUGCCUAAACAGGGUACGCAGCAGGAAGGAGAGGACUUCGAGUCAAUAUGGUUGGAUUGCACGCAGGGGCUUGCAGCAUUGACCUUCAACGACGACAGAGAGGUUGCUCAGCUGGCGAUAAAUGCCGCUUUCGGUCCUCAUCGUGGCCAUGAGUUUAUCACCACCUCUCCUCCUACAACGGCAUAG
Aureobasidium musti is the source of this 441-nucleotide messenger RNA. The record is from the annotation of a GenBank genome assembly. NCBI's taxonomy places the organism in Eukaryota, Fungi, Ascomycota, Dothideomycetes, Dothideales, Saccotheciaceae.